AUGCCCACGGUAGAAAGCGUCAAUCUUUCUCCGCGUGAAACAAGCGACAGCGUGUUGGAAAAUCCUAACCUCAAGUUGGUUGAGGUUACGAAACGCUUGGCGGAAGGCUUCAACCUGCACUCACGGAAUACAACCGACAGCGUGGCGGCAAAUUCUAACCUCACUCUUGCUAAGGGAUCCGACAGUAUGGCAAACAGGCUAGCCAUAAUGAAGCGACGGCAAGAAGCGGAGAAGAAACGGGUGGAACUGGAGUUGCAGCUGCGGUUCGUGAAGGAAGAGGAGCAGAUUUUGGCUGAGGAAAUGGGCGUGCAAGUGACCGCUGAGACAUCGACAGUGAUACCAUCCUGUGCGGAGGGUGGUUCGAUGGAACGUGUGAGACGUGAGGAGCGCGGUUAUGCCCAGCAGGAGGUGAAUGUGCAUCGCAACAUACCAACCGAAUUACCCGUGUUUGCCGGGGACCCGGCGGACUGGCCAAUAUUCAUCGCGCAUUAUGAGUAUACUACGGACAAAUUCGGCUUUUCCAACUGGGAAAAUAUGUUGCGUUUGCAAAAGGCGCUGAAGGGUCCCGCUCUAGAGGCAGUGCGUAGCCGUUUACUUUUGCCGGAAGUGGUACCGCAAGUGAUAGCAACGCUGCGCUCACGUUAUGGUCGGCCAACGCAUCUCAUCUCGGCGUUAAUCGAGAAAGUGCGUAGGAUGGCUGCACCCUGCAUGGAGAAGCCCGACACCAUCGUGGCGUUCGGUGAAGCGGUGCAAAGCAUGGUGGACCAUAUGAAGGCCGCUGGACGAGAGGCGCAUCUGACUAACCCGUUGCUGCUACAGGAGAUCGUGGACAAGCUACCGAUGACCGAGAAAUAUAAUUGGGUGCGAUUUGUACGGCACAUCGACGAACCAGACCUCCGGAUGUUUGCAGAGUACAUGGCCGAGUUGCAGAGCGCUGCGGAGACGUUAACCAACCGGGAGUUACCAUCGUGGAAGGCGGCGGAAAGGAAGAAGCCCAGCACCAAGGCUUAUGUGCACGCACAUGUCGAUCAUCAGGAAUCAACAACAUCUGGGAAUAACUCAACGCAGGUAGGGAAAUCAUUGCGUUGUUUUAUUUGCGAUAAAAGGGGACACGAUGUGGGAAAAUGUUUUGAGUUUGUAGCAAUGUCGGUUAAGGAACGGUGGAAUAAGGCUCGUGCACAUUCUUUGUGCUUCGGCUGCCUGGGCAAGCACAACUGGCGGACGUGCCGCAACAGGCCAGUGUGUAGCAAAGAAGGGUGUACGUACCGACAUCAUGCGUUGCUGCACGGAGUGGAGGAGUCUCGGCGAGUCAGCAAUGAGAUCGGCGCUUCGGAACCCGGGGUUGGAAGGAACAAUGGUGGUGCUAUUGCGGAAAGCAACCAUCAUCAGUACGCAUCGUCUUCGUCGAAGGCACUCUUCCGGAUUGUGCCUGUCACCGUGUAUGGUCCGGCUGGAGCGGUGGCAACGUUUGCCUUUUUGGAUGAAGGUUCAUCCAUGACGUUGGUUGACGAGGAUUUGGCAGAGAAAUUAGGUGUCAAGGGUGUGGUGGAGCCUCUUUGCAUUCGUUGGACCGGCAAUACAACAAGGGUCGAGGCUGGGUCCAGACGCGUAAAUCUCGAGGUGGGUCCGAUUGGUUCUACAAGGCGUUUUGCGGUCAAUUCGGUACGUACGGUUCCAGCCAUGAACCUACCGCGGCAAUCCUUCGUACAGGACGAAGGGAGGUGGGAACAUCUGAAGCAGCUGCCGAUACAGGAAUAUAAGGAUGCGGAACCCAAGAUGCUUAUUGGGUUAGACAACCUGAGGCUGACGGUUUCCCUCAGGACGGUAGAGGGCGGAGAUGGUGAUCCAAUCGCAGUCAAAACGCGUUUAGGAUGGUGUAUCUACGGGAAGCCGACGAACCAGGGGGGUGAUAGACUACUGCACAUCUGCGAGUGCAAUAGCCCAAACAAUCUUCACGACGCGAUUGGCAAAUUCUACGAACUGGAGCAAAUGGGGGUGGCGUACACACACGUUCAGGAUGACCCGGAUACCCAACGUGCUCAACAUCUAUUGGAGGUUACCACGGUUCGUGUUGGAAGACGUUUCGAGUCGGGUUUAUUGUGGAAGGUGGAUCAUUCAGAGCUUCCUUCAAGCCUCGCUAUGGCGAAACGUAGGUUCGAUUGUUUGGAGAAAAGGAUGGAACGAGAUGGUCAGCUCAAGCUGCAGGUACACCGUCAGAUUCGCGAGCUGCUGGACAAACAGUAUGUGCACAAGGCAACGAAACAGGAACUGUCGGAGGCUAACCCGAAACGAAUUUGGUAUUUACCAAUAGGAGUGGUUACUAACCCAAACAAACCUGGAAAGGUGCGUUUGAUUUGGGACGCUGCAGCUAAGGCACAUGGCACAUCACUUAACGACAUGCUGCUUAAGGGUCCUGACGAGGUUAUGUCUUUACUUGGAGUACUAUUCCGUUUUCGUCUGUAUGCAGUGGCGGUGUGUGCAGACGUAAAGGAGAUGUUUCUACAGAUAAGAGUGCGGAGAGAGGACAAGCAUGCACAGCGCUUCUUAUGGCGGUACAAUCCUUCGGACGAGCUGGAUACCUACAUCGUGGACGUUGUGACAUUUGGCUCUACAUGUUCACCCGCGACAGCGCAGUAUGUCAAGAACCGGAACGCGAAAGAGCAUGCCGAGAAAUUCCCACGUGCGGUUGAGGGAAUCCUUGAGAGCACAUAUGUGGACGAUUUCUUAGACAGCUUUGGGACGACGGAGGAGGCGUGUCGAGUGUCUAACGAGGUCCGGAAAGUAUUCAGCAAUGGCGGAUUCGAGCUAAGGAAUUGGAGCUCGAAUAGUGCAGAGGUAAUUAAACACCUCGGUGAGCAGAACAGCGGAAACAUCAAAUAUUUAUCAACCAUGGGGGAUGAUAUCGAACGCGUAUUAGGAAUGCGUUGGCAUCCUGCAUCCGAUACAUUGGGAUUCUGCACACGGGCGUGUACGGUGAUAGCUGACUUCCUAAAGGCAGAGCGGAUUCCAACGAAGAGAGAGGUAUUACGAUGUGUGAUGUCAUUGUAUGAUCCUCUUGGGUUGUUGGCGAUAUUCGUGAUUCACGGCAAAAUCCUGAUACAAGAUCUAUGGCGAACCAGCACGCAGUGGGAUGAAGAAAUAAAUGGCAUCCAAUACAGCGAAUGGCGCAGAUGGAUAGAACUUCUCCCAACGAUUGGCGACAUACGCAUUCCGCGUUGUUACUUUACCGAAGCAUCGAAGAAAACGUACGAGAAUGCCGAAUGGCAUGUGUUCGUCGAUGCCAGCCAGCACGCAUAUGCAUGCGCUCUUUAUCUUCGCACGAUCGAUGAGUCCGGUGAACCGCAGUGCACCCUGGUUGGAGGAAAGGCUAAGGUGGCGCCAUUAAAGCCCCUUACGAUACCGAAGCUAGAACUCCAAGGUUGCGUGUUAGGCGCACGGUUCUUGCGCUACACGCAGGAACACCAUCCAAUUCGCGUGACACGACGAGUGCUCUGGACUGAUAGCACGGUCGCUCUGUCAUGGAUAAGAGCGGAUCCCCGAAACUACAAACCCUUCGUUGCCCAUAGAGUAGUCGAGAUUCUGGAGAGCACGGCAGUGGAUGAGUGGCGAUGGGUGCCGACAGACCACAACCCAGCGGAUGAGGCAACGAAGUGGAAGGGUAGGCCGAACUUCGACUACGACGGAAUCUGGUUUCAAGGGCCGGAAUUCUUGCUGAACGGAGAGGACGACUGGCCGCAACAAAGAUCGACCGACACAGGCACGGGAGAAGAAAUACGGCGGGUAAAUCUUCACACCGAGGGCCCUGAUACCAGACUGUUACUCAUACCUUAUGAACGGUUUAGCAGGCUGGAGAGACUGCAACGGACAAUUGGGUGGCUUGUGCGUUAUGUAGGCAACCUGGACAAGAAGAGGAGAAGCGAGUCAGUUCUGGGAGGAGUUCUCAGCCACGAGGAACUCUAUAAGGCUAACAUCAUCUUGUGGAAACAGACCCAGUGGACAUUCUACUCGGAGGAAAUUCGUGUCCUGAGCACCCAAAAUGGCGAUGAAGUACCCCGCGGGACGGUAGCUAAACAAAGCCGUAUAUACAAGCUAUUGCCAUUUCUGGAUGAAGAAGGCGUUUUACGGAUGCGAGGAAGAAUAGGAGAAGCGGCGGAAGUACCCUAUUCCGCAAAGUAUCCAGUAAUUCUACCGGGGAACUCUAAAUUGGCUGAGCUAAUAGUGGAGCGUUAUCAUCGAGUCUAUCGCCACGCCAAUAACGAAACAGUAGUGAACGAGGUACGACAACAGUUCCAGAUCCCGAGGCUGCGAGCGUUGGUUGCGAAAACGGUGAGGAAUUGUGUGUUCUGUGCAAUCCGGCGGGCACUACCACAAGUACCACCAAUGGCACCGCUACCAAAGGAGAGACUGGCACCGUUCGUCCGGGCGUUUACCUUCGUUGGACUCGACUACUUUGGCCCGGUAUUGGUAAAGAGAGGAAGGUCGAAUGAAAAGAGAUGGGUUGCCGUAUUCACCUGUUUGACCAUACGAGCGAUCCAUUUGGAGGUAGUGCAUAGCCUAGCGACAGAAUCAUGCAUAAUGGCGGUCAGGCGAUUCGUGGCGAGGCGAGGUGCACCGAUAGAAAUCUUCAGUGACAACGGGACCAACUUCGUGGGCGCUAGCAGACAACUUCGGAAAGAAAUCGAGCAGCGUAAUGAAAUCCUGGCAACGACUUUCACCAAUGAACACACCCGUUGGAACUUCAACCCGCCUGGUGCUCCCCAUAUGGGAGGCGCAUGGGAGCGUAUGGUGCGCUCAGUGAAGGCUGCGAUCAGCACGGUAAUGGAGGUGAGGAAUUUACCGAAUGACGAGACAUUCGAGACCAUAUUGUACGAUGCUGAGGCCAUGAUCAACUCUAGACCGUUGACGUACGUACCGUUAGAUCCGGAGAACCGAGAGGCGAUUACACCAAAUCACUUCCUGUUGGGAAGUUCUUCGGGAGUUAAACAACGGCCGGCCAACUGCCUAGAUUUUUUCCCCAUCUUUCUUUUUGGCUCCUCGCUCCACUCCAAGGAUCUGUAG
Messenger RNA from Anopheles maculipalpis, 5058 nucleotides. RefSeq lists its product as uncharacterized. Gene Ontology annotation, biological process: DNA integration. Gene Ontology annotation, molecular function: nucleic acid binding. Bases 1 to 5058 code for a protein of 1685 amino acids. The record is from RefSeq and is a predicted model, not a curated record. Lineage: Eukaryota; Metazoa; Arthropoda; Insecta; Diptera; Culicidae. The transcript has 2 exons.